This is a messenger RNA of Talaromyces atroroseus, 726 nucleotides long. RefSeq lists its product as hypothetical. NCBI's taxonomy places the organism in Eukaryota, Fungi, Ascomycota, Eurotiomycetes, Eurotiales, Trichocomaceae. The coding region runs from base 1 to 726 and encodes 241 amino acids. The record is from RefSeq and is a predicted model, not a curated record. The transcript has 2 exons.
AUGUCCUCUCGCUACUCUUCUAGCCAAUCACGAGGCGAAAGAAGCUACCACACUCAUGAAGUCCAGUACAUCGAGAGAGAGCCUUCAACGUCCUACCGUACUCGAGAAAUCCCUCAUACCCGUCCUCAACCAAUUAUGAGGCGUGAAAGCGACAGCUACAACUGGAAAGAGCCUAGCUACUAUGGGCCCGACUUUCAAAAUGUUGAGAAGGGGCUUUCAUCUUCAUUCUCCCUCCCCCGCCGCACACCGAAAGAGCCGAUACCAUACGUUAAACGUCCGGAUCCUUACCCUCCUCACGUACUGAAAGAAUACGAUUACUACAAAAUGAAAGAGAAAGAAAGUGAUGGGGCGUAUGCCGAGUUUAAAAAUACCAUGCCGAAGAAUGGUCGACCAAGAAUGCCUAAGAACCAAGAAGAUGUUUCGUAUCACCACACGAUCAUUGAUCAGGGAACCGAAGUUCGGAGAAUGGCCAACGAUGCUGCAAUGUCACGUUCUGGAUUUAUCCAGAAGUACCCCUACUCAUAUGCACAUUUCGACGACAAAAAUCACUGGAAAGCCGCUGAUAAUCGGAAGGCCAACGCAAGCAGAAUUGCAAGGUCAAUAGGGGUGGCUGAAAGCAACCUUGAAAUCUACGAUCAAAAGCAAAAAGGAAUAAGGCCAACAAAAGGUCUUAGCAAAGAGGAUUACAAAAGAAAACAGAAAGAAGAUAAAUAUGGACGUCACUAG